Molecule: messenger RNA, 435 nt
Organism: Danaus plexippus (monarch butterfly)
Lineage: Eukaryota; Metazoa; Arthropoda; Insecta; Lepidoptera; Nymphalidae
Product: chorion class A protein Ld3/Ld29-like
Exons: 2
Coding region: 1-435 (144 amino acids)
Biological process (GO): chorion-containing eggshell formation; multicellular organism development
Cellular component (GO): egg chorion
Molecular function (GO): structural constituent of egg chorion
Source: RefSeq, a predicted model, not a curated record
AUGUCUCCCAUCGCUGUAGCAUUGCUGUGCAUCCAAGCUUGCUUGGUUCAGAAUGUAUACAGCCAGUGUCUGCGAGGACCGUUUGCGCCUGGAUUUGCUGAUUCCAGGGCUUACGCUCUAGAAGCAGGUCUUCCUGGUCUAAAUGGCUUCGCAUUGGAUGCUGGAUUGGCUGGUCCAUAUGCUCUGGAGGCAGGUCUUUCUCCAGCAUUCGGUUAUCCAGCCGCUUUAUCAGGAUUAGCUGGUGCUGGGGCUUAUGGCGGUAGUGGUAUUGGCGAUAUAGCAAUCGCUGGUGAGAUGCCCGUCGCUGGAACCACCCUCGUCGCUGGACAGGUGCCUAUCCUAGGAUCUGUUGGAUUCGGAGGUCUUGUAGCCGCUGGUGGAACCGUCUCCAUCGCUGGUGGUAGCGCCUGCGGUUGCGAUGCUCGCCUUUACUGA